Carlito syrichta (Philippine tarsier) is the source of this 5134-nucleotide messenger RNA. RefSeq names its product neurofibromin 2 (gene NF2). Bases 429 to 2204 code for a protein of 591 amino acids. The transcript has 17 exons. Lineage: Eukaryota; Metazoa; Chordata; Mammalia; Primates; Tarsiidae. Gene Ontology annotation, molecular function: cell adhesion molecule binding; actin binding. Gene Ontology annotation, biological process: regulation of cell shape; regulation of gliogenesis; positive regulation of early endosome to late endosome transport. The record is from RefSeq and is a predicted model, not a curated record. Gene Ontology annotation, cellular component: filopodium; apical part of cell; adherens junction.
CCGCGAGCGAGCGGAGUGAGGACUCUGACAGCCACGCGCGCGCGUGCGCGCCCGGCCCCAACGCGGCCCCGCGACCCUCGUCGGCCACUGAUAGGCGCACGGGGUCUGGGCCGCUGCCGUCUGGGAUUCCCGUUCCGAGGCGUCCCCGGCCUGAGUCCCGGAGCGCCAGGUCACGCCCGCCCCGUCUGUCCCGGCUCGCGUCCUUACCUCGCCGCCGUCAGGGCCCGCCCCCCACCUCCCCUUUCCGCCCGGGGCAGGGUCCUCGCGGCCCAUGCUGGCCGCUGGGGACUCGCACAACCUAGACCGUUCUCGGGCCGGCCAGCCGGCCACCAUGGUGGCCCCGAGGCCUGUGCAGCAACUCCAGGGGGGCUAACAGGCCCAGAGCGCAGGCCUUGGGGCGCCAGGGUCCCGGGCCUGAGCCUCGCGCCAUGGCCGGGGCCAUCGCUUCCCGCAUGAGCUUCAGCUCUCUCAAGAGGAAGCAGCCCAAGACGUUCACCGUGCGGAUCGUCACCAUGGACGCCGAGAUGGAGUUCAAUUGCGAGAUGAAGUGGAAAGGAAAGGACUUAUUUGAUUUGGUGUGCCGGACUCUGGGGCUUCGGGAAACCUGGUUCUUUGGACUGCAGUACACAAUCAAGGACACCGUGGCCUGGCUCAAAAUGGACAAGAAGGUGUUGGAUCAUGAUGUUUCAAAGGAAGAACCAGUUACUUUUCACUUCCUGGCCAAAUUUUAUCCUGAGAAUGCUGAGGAGGAACUUGUUCAGGAGAUCACGCAACAUUUAUUCUUCUUGCAGGUAAAGAAGCAGAUUUUAGAUGAAAAAAUCUACUGCCCUCCCGAGGCUUCUGUGCUCCUGGCUUCUUAUGCUGUCCAGGCCAAGUAUGGUGACUACGACCCCUCUGUUCACAAGCGGGGAUUUUUGGCCCAAGAAGAAUUGCUUCCAAAAAGGGUAAUAAAUCUGUAUCAAAUGACUCCAGAAAUGUGGGAGGAGAGAAUUACUGCCUGGUAUGCAGAGCACCGAGGCCGAGCCAGGGACGAAGCUGAAAUGGAAUAUUUGAAGAUAGCUCAGGACCUGGAGAUGUAUGGUGUGAACUACUUUGCAAUCCGGAAUAAAAAGGGCACAGAGCUGCUGCUUGGAGUCGAUGCUCUGGGACUUCACAUCUAUGAUCCUGAGAAUAGGCUGACCCCAAAGAUUUCCUUCCCAUGGAAUGAAAUCCGAAACAUCUCAUACAGUGACAAGGAGUUUACUAUUAAACCACUGGAUAAGAAAAUUGAUGUCUUCAAGUUUAACUCCUCAAAGCUUCGUGUUAAUAAGCUGAUUCUUCAGUUAUGUAUUGGGAACCAUGACCUAUUUAUGAGGAGAAGGAAGGCUGAUUCUUUGGAAGUUCAACAGAUGAAGGCCCAGGCCAGGGAGGAGAAGGCUAGAAAGCAGAUGGAGCGACAGCGCCUUGCUCGAGAGAAGCAGAUGAGGGAGGAGGCUGAACGCACGAGGGAUGAGUUGGAGAGGAGGCUGCUGCAGAUGAAAGAAGAAGCAACAAUGGCCAAUGAAGCACUGAUGCGGUCUGAGGAGACAGCUGACCUAUUGGCUGAAAAGGCCCAGAUCACUGAGGAGGAGGCAAAACUCCUUGCACAGAAAGCUGCAGAGGCUGAGCAGGAAAUGCAGCGCAUCAAGGCCACAGCUAUUCGGACAGAGGAGGAGAAACGCCUGAUGGAGCAGAAGGUGCUAGAGGCUGAAGUGCUGGCACUGAAGAUGGCCGAGGAGUCGGAGAGGAGGGCCAAGGAGGCAGAUCAGCUGAAGCAGGACCUGCAGGAAGCCCGUGAGGCAGAGCGAAGAGCUAAGCAAAAGCUUCUGGAAAUCGCCACCAAGCCCACAUACCCGCCCAUGAACCCAAUUCCAGCACCGUUGCCUCCUGACAUACCAAGCUUCAACCUCAUUGGUGACAGCCUGUCUUUUGACUUCAAGGAUACUGACAUGAAGCGGCUUUCCAUGGAGAUAGAGAAAGAAAAAGUGGAAUAUAUGGAGAAGAGCAAGCAUCUACAGGAGCAGCUCAAUGAACUCAAGACAGAGAUCGAGGCCUUGAAACUAAAAGAAAGGGAGACGGCUUUGGAUAUUCUGCACAAUGAGAACUCUGACAGGGGCGGCAGCAGCAGCAAGCACAAUACCAUUAAAAAGCCUCAAGCCCAAGGCAGAAGACCUAUCUGCAUUUGAGCCCUCAAAGUAGGUUUCCCAGCUCACCUUGCAGAGCGCCAAGUCCCGAGUGGCCUUCUUUGAGGAGCUCUAGCAGGUGACCCAGCCACCCCAAGACCUGCCACUUCUGCUCCCAAAACCAGCAGAAUGGGCCAGACACCGUGAGAAACAUCCUUUGGGGGCUGGCUGGGGGCUUCUGUGGGAGCUCCGGAACUUUCCCCAGCUGAGUGGAGAGCCCAACCCCCUUUAUGUGCAAUUGCCUUGAACUAUGACCCUGUAGAGAUUUCUCUCAUGGCGUUCUAGUUCUCCUGACCUGAGUCUUUAAUUGUUUUAAGAAGUAUUUGUCUUCCUUUGUCUGAUGUGGGAUCCCUCAUUUUCUUCAUCCCAGGCACCUUGGUCUGUGUAUCUUACUGUCCAGGGCUGGCUUCCACGGCCCAGGCUUGGAAGUGGUUGUAGGGAGUGAAGUGCAGAGACCCCUGGAGGCCAGGAGGCUGGUGUCACCACCCCCAACCCUGCCCAGGGCCCCAGAACUUUCAUCCUUUCCAUGGGUGAAGACCUGGCACAUGGUGAGGAAGCACAGCUCGGCUGAGCCCAGGCCCAGCUCAGCCUGCCUACUGCAGCUUUGCAGUGAGCUUGCCUGCAGCUCGUGAUGAGCAAAGUGCUGGUUCUCUACCAGGCACCUCCAAGGCAGCACUCUGGCUAGCAGCUGGUGGGGAACAGGCAGGACAGCUGUGAUUGGGGAGAGACUUGAGGCAGAAGCUGUGACGAAGGGCCGGCUGCCAGCCAAGGGGUUGGGAGGCAAGUAGAGCCACGUAGGGAGCUGAUGGUACAAAGCACUCGCCGCCCACCUCUCGCCGCCUGCCUCUAAAGACCAGGAUCUAAGAGGCAGAUGGGGGCCACGUGUCUUUCCCAUCCUCCGCAGCCUUGGGCUCUCCUGCCUGUGUAGAGCUGGGGCCCUUCCUGGCCAUGCUCUAGUCAGUACCUGGCAACCUGGCUGUGACCGGGGGUUCCUUAGGCCCUGAAGCUUCACUGGUACUUCUUAGGCCCAAAUACCAAGCUCUUCUGGCUCUGGUCUGUGUUGCCAAUCUACAUCACCUACCCUGGCCACAUGCAGCAAGCCCUUCCCAACCCACAUUUGUGCCUGGGCCUCAUUUUGCCCUUGUCUCCCUGAGGACCCUUUAUUUUAUACUCCCCCAUGGGCCCAGAAGGUCCCUUUGUGCCCCUCCCAGCACUAGCCUGAUGCAGGUGUCCAGUCACAAAUGGUGCCCACACAGGCUGGUACAUGACUCACCUCCAUGCUGGGCAGUAGCGGGUCACAAAACCAGUUCUCACUCCCUCCUUGGUCUGGGGCCACUUUUUGUCCUUUCUUUACUCCAUGGCUGGAGGUGCUGCUGUGACCAGCCAAGACCCUUUAGAUCCUUCCAGUUGGGCCAUUACACAGAGCAGGUGAUACAUCUUAAUCAGUGAAAACACACUUAUCAACUGAAGAUGUAUAAGGGCCUUACAGCUCCUGAGAGCAGAGGUGGUCUCUUGCAAUUCUGUCUGGUUUGAGAAACUAAGAAGCUCAUAGAGAUCCUGCCUUUUUCCCCACUAUCAUGCUGACCUAAAGUGUUGCAGGCUGGCUGCCACCUCCUUAGGCCACCUUGCCCUGAGGAAGCUAGCCCUGUGUGUCACUUUAGCCCCUUACGGCAUGCAGGGUGGGACUCCACAUCUGGAGCUUAAGUGUGGAUGGCUGUGGCUGGAAGAGUUGCCCUGUGUCUUCCUCUCUUUACAAAGCCUCCAGCAUUUGUAAAAGUCUGGCUUCUGUGUUUUGUGGCUCUGUCUCAGUUUUAAAGCCCAUCCCUGAAUUUCUACCACUUUCUUCCCGAUCUGUAAAUCUGUUCUUUAAACUGUGGCUGCAGGGCACAGGAGCAUGAUGGUGGUUUAUAAAAAUGAUGCUGGGCUUUGUUUUCUUUAACUGCUGUGUGUACUUCUAGACUAGGAAAUGACAAGCCAUGCUGCCUCAAGGGAGCUGGCUGGAAUCUGAGCUAUGGCAGGAGCACCUGGAGCCCCAGGUAGCAGGCUCAGCGAAACCUUGCUCAGCCAAGAGCACCUCUGCUCUCCUGGGGGCAGGAAGUAGCAGCAUCGCCCCUUGGAUUGAUAAGGUGGAGAGGUUGUUGGCCUUAGAAAGGCCUCGAGCCCCAGUAGCAGGAGAAAGAAUCAAAGAGGUGCUUGGUUUUCAGAGACUUGUGUCUGUGGCUGAGGUGGCUGUCCUUUUUAAGUGAACAUUUUUAGGGCCCAGGAGCUGGUCAAGUAAGGAAGUCUCUGAAGUCCAUAGAGCAGGGUCCUGGCCACAAUUAUUUCAUCAUGAGGGCUUCUGAUGGUUCUUGGGCAGAAGCACCACGACACAAACUGCGAAGCCUCCGUCCAGCUCAUGACACUCCGUGAGGCUGUGCCACGCAGCACACACCACCUUGUUCAUCCCACUUGAGGCCCCCCCUCAGCCACAGCAGUGCUCUGACCUAUGGUGUCCACUUAGUUAUUCAUGUACCCGCCAGACCCUGCUAGACAACACCCUGUGGCAUUACAUAACACUUCUUGAGUGACAGUGUCUUGUAAUCUUGGGGACAGGUUUCUCUUUCUUCCUCUCUUUUCGUUUUCAAAAGUCUAGAAGCUGACAACCAGUGAUGGUGACUAAGUGUUCCUCACUGACAGGCCUGGGCCUCAGAGCCCCAGGAGAGAGCGGCCUUGGCGGGAGACAGCCUUUCCCAGUUGCCCUGGGGCCAAACCUUUCUCUCCUGGGCAUUCAGGGAAGCUCCAACCAUUUUCAGAGAUGUCAAACUUCACUUCUUCCUGUGGGGCCUGAGUCCCACCUUCUGUCAGGGCCAGACUAUGGAAGGCUAUUUUCUAUUCUGGGAGACCGUUGUAAUUUAAGUGAUUGUUUUAAUAAAAAUUCUAAGUUGGAAAAAGUC